GAGCGUUUGUGGUUACAGUUUCUAUUUCUACACUGGCAAGUUCUGACUGUUUUGUUUUUGUUUUAUUUUUUACCUUGUGAAAAGAAUUAUGCCUCCACCUAAAAGUUCACUAAUCCUAAACUCUGACCUGCGGCAUCUGCUUAAGACCCUCUCCUUGAUUUGCUGACCACCGAGGACGGAUUCAGAGCACGAAAAAGCGUCAGGCACAGAAAAUCAGCGUGGCUGGGAAGCUCCAGGGGCAGGAGGAGGCCGGGCCAGCGGCGGAGACGCGGAUUCGGAGCAGGGAGGAGCCAGGAGCAGAGGGAGCAGCGCUCGGCCGCGGUCGGGGCGCUGGGCACGGCGGCGUGCGGAUGCGGAGAGAUAAAUGAGCAGUCAGAGGCAGGACGCGGUUCCAGCCCAGCGCCAGGAGCAGCCCCUGCCCAGGGAGCUGCGCUCGGGCACCGCUGGAGCCGGGAGCAGGAGCCCGGCGGCUCCAGCCCCGCGGCAGCGCUGAGCACCGCUGGGCACAGCUGGGCACAGCUGGGCACAGCUGCUGGAGCCGCCGCCGCUGGAUCCUGCUGCUGCUGCUGCUGCUGCCGGCUCCUGCCGCAGCCAUGGAGCCCAAUGGCACAUUCCUCGCCUGCAACAGCCUCAAGGAUGACAAGGACCUGAAGUUCCUCCUGAAGGGCAGCCACCUGCUGAAAGUGAAGUCAAGCUCCUGGAGAAAGGAGCGGUUCUAUAAGCUCCAGGAGGACUGCAAGACCAUAUGGCAGGAGUCAAAGAAGGUGCUGAGAUCCCCAGAGUCACAGAUCUUCUCCAUUGAAGAUAUCCGGGAUGUGAGGUCAGGCCAUAAAACAGAAGGGAUGGAAAAAUACGCCAAGGAUGUCCCGGAGUAUCGCUGCUUUUCCAUCAUCUUCAAAGACCAGAGGAAAAACCUGGACCUCAUUGCGAGCUCAGAGGAUGAUGCCAACCACUGGAUCACUGGCCUUGGGAAAAUCAUAGCCCACAGCAACUCCAUGAACCAGAAACAGAAACUCCAACACUGGAUUCACACCUGCCUAAGGAAAGCUGACAAAAACAAAGACAACAAGAUGAGCCUGAAAGAGCUCAAAGACUUCCUGAAAGAAGUGAACAUUGAAGUCGAUGACUACCAUGCCAAGAAGAUUUUCCAGCACUGUGACAAGUCCAAAACAGAGGCUCUGGAGGAUGAUGAGAUAGAGGAAUUUUACAAGAUACUGACAGAGAGGAAGGAAAUAGACAGCAUCUUCCAAGUGUACUCGGACCCUGAAGGGUUCAUGUCCUGCCAGAACCUGGUGAGGUUUCUCUAUGAGAUCCAGCAGGAAGAAGAUGCUGUUGUUGCUGCCCCUGCCUUAAUUCAGAGAUAUGAGCCAAAUGAAAGAGCCAAGAGGGGCAAUGCCAUGACCAAGGAUGGUUUCCUGAUGUACCUGCUGUCAGAUGAGGGGAACAUCUUCAACCCCUCCCACCGGAGAGUUUACCAGGACAUGAGCCAGCCUCUCAGCCACUACCUGGUGUCAUCCUCACACAACACCUAUCUGAUGGAAGACCAGAUCACAGGGCCAAGCAGCACAGAGGCCUAUAUCAGAGCCCUGACCAAAGGCUGUCGCUGUGUGGAGCUGGAUUGCUGGGAUGGCCCCAACUCAGAGCCCGUCAUUUAUCACGGCUACACUCUCACCUCCAAGAUCCUCUUCAGUGAUGUCAUUAAGGCCAUCAAGAACUAUGCAUUCAAAACCUCACCUUACCCUGUCAUCCUCUCCCUGGAGAACCACUGCAGCGUGGAGCAGCAGAAGGUCAUGGCCCAGCACAUGACCACCAUCCUGCAGGACAUGCUCUUGGUUGCCCCAGUGGAUGGAAACAAAUCCCAGUUCCCCUCCCCAGAGCAAUUGAAAGGGAAGAUCCUGGUGAAAGGCAAGAAGCUGAGCAGGCAGGAGGACCCCAUCAAUGGCAACAACAACCUGGAGGCUGAGGAUGUCUCUGAUGAAGAUGAAGCAGCUGAAAUUGAAGAUGAAUCUGUGAAGACCAAGGUGGAGCAGAAGGGGAAGAGUGACACCUUGAAGCUGGCCAAGGAGCUGUCAGACAUAGUUGUUUACUGCAAGAGUGUCCACUUUGAAGGCUUUGAUGACCCCAACCAUCCUCGGGCUUUCUAUGAGAUGUCAUCGUUCUCGGAGAGCAAAGCUCUGAAACUGGCCCAGGAGUCUGGAACCAGUUUUAUCCAUCACAACAUCAGGCACCUGAGCCGGAUCUACCCUGCAGGCUGGAGGACAGAUUCUUCCAACUACAGCCCCGUGGACUUGUGGAAUGUUGGCUGCCAGAUUGUUGCCCUAAAUUUCCAGACAGCAGGCACAGAAAUGGAUGUGUACCAGGGUCGGUUCCAGGACAAUGGGUUUUCUGGGUAUGUCUUAAAGCCAGAAUUCCUCCGGGAUGAACAAACCAAAUUCAACCCAAAAUCCAUCACAGAAGGAACAUGGGGGACAAAGAAGAAGCUCCUGCUUAAAAUAAUCUCUGGUCAGCAGCUGCCAAAGGUGAACAAGAGCAAGAACUCCAUUGUGGAUCCCAAGGUGACAAUAGAGAUCCAUGGAGUCCAGCAGGACAACAACAAGAAGCAGACCAAAGUCGUCGAGAACAAUGGCUUCAACCCAAACUGGAAUGAAGAGUUUACAUUUGACAUAGAGGUCCCUGCACUUGCCCUGGUCCGGUUUGUGGUGGAAGACUUUGACAUGUCGACCAAGAAUGACUUCAUUGGGCAGUACACCCUUCCCUUCACGAGUCUGAAGCAAGGUUAUCGCCACAUCCACCUCCUGACCAAGAAUGGAGACCCCUACUCCUCCUCCACCCUCUUUGUCUACGUCAGUAUCCAGGACAGUGAUUAGCAGCUGCUCCUCCAGGCCACAGUGAGACUCCCUGCAGAGCUGGAAGGAAUUCAGAGUGUGAGCAGUGCCAGGGUCAGUCCCCAGCACCUUCCCUGGAGCAGCACCCGAUGUGAGACAGCCAUGCACCUCCUCCUGCUGCCUGCUGGAACCAUCCUAAUGCUGCUCUUGAGAUUUUGUACCUGUUCUACCAAUCCAGCUGUGGUUUUAGUUCACUUUAUUUUGAUUUUUUUAUUAUUAAUGUUGCUUUUAGUGAGAGGAUAGGGACUCCUUUUUUAGUGAAGCACAGCUCUUGGGUUGGGCUCGGUCAGGCAUCUGGGCAAAGCACCCAACAUGUGUGCAAGGAAAAGUCUCCCUCAGCACUGCAAUCAGUGGCCAGGUGCCAGGUGACUCCUUGCAGCUGCAGGUGUCAGCCAUCCUUCAGCAUGUGGAGUCCAGAAUGGGGCCACCAUUCCCCUCCUUUCUGUUACAGAUUAAAGAAGAAAGCUGCACUACAAAGCCCCGUCUUAUGUAACCCGAGUUUCCUUUUGUGUUGUAAUAAAAAAUACAUGAGCACUACUCUGCCUGUGUGCCUGGCUCUCAGCCAGCCCACUUUGCAUUCAAAGCCAGCCUCUCAUCCUGUGAAGGAGAAAGAAGCUGCUGAACAGCAGAUUUCCCUCUGACCCAAAGUGAAACCCACUCAAAGGGACCUCAGAGAAGGUCUUUUGCCAAAGACAGUGAAAACAUGCUCAACAACUGCCAGCAGGGCUUUUUUUUUUGUUUUGUUUUUUUAAUACAGUAGAACUUUGUGUUUUUACAGAAAAAUGUCAUUUUUUUAACAGAGAGGGAGUAAAUGUUGUAAGUCCUAGCAGGUCCCAGUUGCACUGUAGAGGUAACCCAGCACGAGAGUGUUUUGAGAACAGCACAGUAUUUAUGGCAACGAGUGAUUUGUCUUCAAGUAGAACUACAGAGUUAAGGGAAUGUUGUUGAAAUAAAAUAAUAUAUAUUUUGAAGUGCCAACUCUGUUACUAACAGUAUGUUAGACAAUUAAAAGUUUUAAAAAAAUUCUGGAAGGAUUCAA
This is a messenger RNA of Oenanthe melanoleuca, 3924 nucleotides long. It is a transcript of the gene PLCD1, whose product is annotated as phospholipase C delta 1. Gene Ontology annotation, biological process: lipid metabolic process; phosphatidylinositol-mediated signaling. The transcript is spliced from 15 exons. Gene Ontology annotation, molecular function: calcium ion binding; phosphatidylinositol-4,5-bisphosphate phospholipase C activity. Bases 594 to 2867 code for a protein of 757 amino acids. The record is from RefSeq and is a predicted model, not a curated record. Lineage: Eukaryota; Metazoa; Chordata; Aves; Passeriformes; Muscicapidae.